Molecule: messenger RNA, 335 nt
Organism: Staurois parvus
Lineage: Eukaryota; Metazoa; Chordata; Amphibia; Anura; Ranidae
Source: the annotation of a GenBank genome assembly
GUGCGCUGUGGAUCACCGAUCAACGGAAAGAGCCGAAGAUGUCGGCUCGGUCAUGUGAUCAGCUGUGUCCAAUCACAGCUGAUCACAUCAGUGCCACCUGUCAGUGUCCAUCAGUCCCAGCUGUCAGUGCUCAUCCAUGCCACCUGCCAGUGCCCAUCAGUGCCCAUCUGAGCUGCCUUUCAGUGUCACCCAUCAGUGCCAGUCAGUGCCACAUAUCAAUGCCAGUCAGUGCUGCCAAUCAGUGUCACCUAUCAGUGCCAGUCAGUGCUGCCAAUCAGUGCCACAUAUCAGUGCCAGUCAGUGCCGUCUAUCAGUGUGCAUCAGUGCCGCCUAUC